UGGCAAGCAUAUUAUAACUCAUCCAUGUGGAUCACCCUAGUAGAUUGGGAGCAAUCCCUUGUUGAAAUUGUCUUCUAAACACUUAGAGAGAAGGAGACAGAACGGAGCGGCCAGCCCAGCUCAGUGUGCCUGUGUGUGUGCUCUCACACUGCCUGCUAUCUCAGCCAAGGAACAUGAAGACACUCUUUCCCUGCUUCGCUCUGGGUCGCAGUCUGCUGUGUGUGUGUGAAGAAAACAUUUGAACAGCCUGAGCUGCUAACUGGAGCUGCUGAGACCCAAAGGCAAUGGCUUCAUCGUGAUUUGAUGUUGUUGUUGUGACCUGGGAGUCCCUAAAUCCCAAAUCGUAUAGCUUUGGAAAUCCUGGAAAUACCUGGAAUUCUAGGACUAUUUCACCAAAACGUCUUCAGGUGCCCAGGCACUGGAUCAAUAGCUUUACAUCUUUUUUUUUUGUUUGUUUUUUCCUGUACACAAAGAAAGAAAGACUGAAUAUUAGCAAUAGUUGCUGGCCAUCCACCAUCGCUUCACCAAACCUGCUGAGACCAAGAGGGCGUGACCUUUCUGCAUGCUGACUUCAAACAGACACUUGAAAAGGAACCCCGGUCAAAGMGGCAUCCGUGCAUUGGGAUCCCAAACCAAAAACCCCAUCAGGCCUGGAUGCGAUGAAUGCCUCAUGUAGGCAUCAGCAUGGACAGCUGUGAGUCUCCCGUGGUUUCUGGGACAGAGGAUGGGCUCAGCUCCUCCCAGCAGCAACAAGCACCACCAUCCUGGAAAGAUCACUCAAGCUCACAGGUUACUUGCACCAACCAGGCCCCAUCCCUGGAUGCCCUGUCUCUCUCCGCUUCUUACCUAUCUCAACCCCAAAACUCCAUUGCACCUCAUGACGGGGUGAGAGAACUGCAGUCCCAGCAGGAGCAGUCAAAGCUGACAUUACCCCAGGCUCACAGAAAUAGCUCUCCCUUAGGCCAGCUGCAUCCCAGAAGAGAGGCGCUCGACGAAGUGGAGCAGGAGGGAGUGAGCUGUGGAGAAGAGGACGAAUCUGAGGACUUGGAUGAAAUGGAAAUAGAUAGCUGUUUCCCAAGUCUUCAGCCCUUUCCUGGGGUGCCAAUAGCAUCAGGUGGAGGAGGCAUGCCCACUCUUCUGCGACACCAACCCACACAACAGCAGGRACCACCUGAGAGUGGGAGUGAGGAAGGAGAGGAGGAAGAGGARGAAGAGAGCAGUGACGUGGAAAACCUGGCUGGAGAGAUUGUCUAUCAGCCAGAUGGCUCAGCCUACAUUGUGGAGAGCCUCAGUCAGUUGAUCCAAAGUAGUGGAGGUAUGGUACCCGGCCUGCUUCCUACAAAUACUCUCACAAGUGGGAGUAAAUCGGGAGAGCCUGCUGGGACGUCAUCCUCAGUAUACCCACAGAUCAUCAACACUUUCCACAUAGCCUCGUCUUUUGGGAAGUGGUUUGGUAAUUCAGACCAAGAUUUUCCCAAUACCUCAACAAUGGCAGGCCUCAGCCCUGUCCUGCACAGUUUUCGUGUCUUCGAUGUGCGGCACAAAAGCAACAAGGAUUACCUGAACAGCGAUGGGUCUGCCAAGAAGUCCUGUGUAUCCAAAGAUGUUCCCAACAAUGUGGAUUUUUCCAAAUUUGAUGGGCUAGCUCUAUAUGGCAAGGGUAAACCCAUUCUAAUGUGUUUUCUCUGCAAGUUGUCCUUUGGCUAUGCUCGUUCUUUUGCCACUCAUGCCGUCCAUGAUCACCGCAUGACACUGUGUGAGGACGAACGGCAGCUAUUAGGAGACAAGCAUGCCUCUGCUAUCAUCCAGGGCAUUGGGAAGGACAAAGAACCUCUUAUUAGUUUCCUGGAACCAAAAAAUAAGAGCAGUCCUCUGCCACCUACUCUGCUCCCUAUGAACUCUGGGCAGAGUUUCUACGGCACAUUUAGUGGUGUCCAUCUUGAGCCUGGAAGCAGUAGUGGGGGCAGUGAGACCCUCCUGAACAAAGACUCAGACUCUGGCCUCCAGCAACAACAACAGCAACAAACCCCACUUGGCUCAGUCCUCUCUUUAGGUGGGCUGAAUUUUUCCAAAGCGUCCACUCUCACCUCAUCCUCAGGCUCUGCCAAAGACUCCAGUGCCCUGCCCAAACAGGGAGGGAGAACAGAGGAGCCUGCAGGGAAAAAGUUGUCAUGCAAGGGAGAAGAUGGGAGCACGGAGGGACAUGAAAGCAAUGCUCAACUAUCCAACCGGUUGGGGGGCUCAGAAGAAGAGGAGGAACUGUUAUUAGGGGAAGAAGAAGACGAGGUAGAGGCAGAAAGCACCACAGUGGCCUGUGGUGGUACAAGUAGCAGCGAUGGGUGUGAGGUGGGGGAACCAGCUGUCUCAAACCAAAGCAAUUCCAAAUCUCCUUUAUUAAUGCCUAGUAGCACUCUCCAGCCUUCUGCCUGCUCUUCUGCAGUCAGUUCCACACUCAACAGCAAAGCCCUUGCUUCCAUUUCCUCCUCUGUCAAGGAAGAGGGUUUAGCUGCAGAUGGUGGAGGGAGGACCUCAGAGCUCCCUCUGAGCUUUAACUGCCAGGGACCAACUGUUCCCAUGGCAAUUGCGGCAGCUGCCGUCAGAAGGAGCGAGGACGACACUGCCGGCACUUCCUCCUCGCCUCUGUCCACCAACGCUGCUGCUGAUGAAAGUGCCAAUCGAGAUAGUGCCACAGCUCCAGAACCAAAUGAUUCCCCAGCAGAAGGAGAGGAGGAAAAUGGAGCCCUUCUGCAUCAUCACCACAUGCACCACCAUCAUCAUCAUCUCCACCCGUCAUCUCACGGUCACUCCCUCCCUCUCCAAGGGGGCUCCUGUGACAUCACAGGGAUGGGUGAGUGUUCACAAAACCAUGGCUCUGGUGGGAGUGGAGGAAGUGGGGUUGAGUGCCCUAAAUGUGAUACAGUUUUGGGUUCCUCACGCUCCUUAGGUGGUCACAUGACCAUGAUGCAUUCACGCAAUUCAUGCAAGACAUUAAAGUGUCCCAAAUGCAAUUGGCAUUAUAAGUACCAGCAGACAUUAGAGGCUCAUAUGAAAGAGAAACACCCAGACUCUGGAGGCUCCUGUGUUUACUGCAGCAGUGGUCAGAGUCAUCCUCGUCUGGCUCGUGGAGAAAGCUAUACCUGCGGUUACAAGCCCUUCCGGUGUGAGGUGUGUAACUAUUCUACAACGACGAAGGGCAACCUAAGUAUCCACAUGCAAUCGGAUAAACACCUAAACAACAUGCAGACACUGCAAAACGGAGGCUCUAUUGGCUCUGCACAGGAGCAGGUCUUUGGACAUACCCCGGGGGGAGUGGUGGCUGUGCCCUCAGUGACCCAAGCCAGUAGCCAUCACACUCCCCACCACCAUCCAACACAGGCCUCCCCCCACAUGUCUGUUCCAUGUGGARCACCCUCACCAACCAAGCCGAAAAGCAAACCUACUUGGCGGUGUGAGGUUUGUGACUAUGAGACAAAUGUGGCACGGAAUCUACGCAUACACAUGACCAGUGAGAAGCACAUGCACAACAUGAUGCUCCUCCAGCAGAACGUGACUCAGAUGCAACAUGGACGACUUGGCUUGGGAGCCAUGCCAUCACCAUCUGAAGCUGAGCUUUAUCAAUAUUAUUUGACGCAGAAUUUGAGCCUUCCACCAGGCCUCAAGAUAGACCCAUCUGGACCUGAGGCCCAGUUUUUAAUGGGGAGCUUUCACCUAGAUCCAAGCAUGGCCGCCUUGGCCCCUGCAACUGGUGGAGAGAUCCCCAUGGAUGUGCGCCUCGGCAGUGGGCAGUUGGUGUCUGAGGAACUGAUGACCCUAGGAGAAAGUCUAUCACAAACCACAGAUCCCUCCCUGAAGCUCUUUCAAUGCGCAGUGUGCAACCGUUUUACCACCGACAACCUGGAUGUGCUCGGAAUGCACAUGGGAGCUGAACGCAGCUUGCCGGAGGAGGAGUGGCGUGCUGUGGUGGGAGACUCUCAUCAGUGCAAGUUGUGCCACUACACCACUCAGCUCAAGGCCAACUUCCAGCUGCACUGCAAAACAGACAAACACGUGCAGAAGUACCAGCUCGUGGCCCACAUCAAGGAAGGGGGCAAAGGCAACGAGUGGCGUCUGAAAUGUGUGGCCAUAGGUAAUCCAGUGCACCUGAAGUGUAACGCCUGCGACUACUACACCAACAGUCUGGAGAAGCUGAGACUGCAUACUGUCAAUUCCCGCCAUGAAGCAAGCCUCAAACUGUAUAAGCACCUGCAGCAGCACGAAAACGCCGUGGAGGGCGAUGCCUGCUACUACCACUGUGUGCUGUGCAACUACUCGACCAAGGCCAAGCUCAACCUCAUCCAACAUGUGCGCUCCAUGAAGCACCAGCGCAGCGAGAGCCUCAGGAAGCUCCAGCGCUUGCAGAAGGGCCUGCCAGAGGAGGAGGAAGACCUCGGCUCGAUCUUCACCAUCCGCAAAUGCCCUACUUCAGAUACAGGAGAGCUAAGCGAGGAUGUGGAGGCUGCUAGCGAGACCACCACAGACCAGGAAGACCAAACCAAAGACCGAGAAAGUGGGGGGGAGAAGGAGCUCUCCAGAGGGACAGCUCUGUCCGGCCACUUGGAACGGCACCAGUCAGAUUCGCCUGUUCCUUCCAAAAGGCCCUCUUUGCAGUCUGAGACCUCUGAGAGUCCGCUCUCAUCGAAGCGUCCCAGGACAGCUGAGAAGGCCGCUGCGGAGCAGUUGUACCAGUGCCCCUACUGCAAGUUCACCAACACGGAUUUGAAUCGCCUCAGAAUGCACGUGAUGACGCAGCACUCUGUUCAGCCCAUGCUGCGCUGCCCGUUAUGCCAGGACAUGCUCAACAAUAAGAUCCACCUGCAGUUCCACCUCACACACCUCCACAGCGUUGCACCUGACUGUGUUGACAAGCUAAUAGC
Molecule: messenger RNA, 4913 nt
Organism: Austrofundulus limnaeus
Lineage: Eukaryota; Metazoa; Chordata; Actinopteri; Cyprinodontiformes; Rivulidae
Gene: zfhx3b
Product: zinc finger homeobox 3b
Biological process (GO): regulation of neuron differentiation; regulation of transcription by RNA polymerase II
Cellular component (GO): nucleus
Molecular function (GO): zinc ion binding; DNA-binding transcription factor activity, RNA polymerase II-specific; RNA polymerase II cis-regulatory region sequence-specific DNA binding
Source: RefSeq, a predicted model, not a curated record